Endocarpon pusillum Z07020 is the source of this 1245-nucleotide messenger RNA. RefSeq lists its product as uncharacterized. The record is from RefSeq and is a predicted model, not a curated record. The transcript has 2 exons. Bases 1 to 1245 code for a protein of 414 amino acids. Lineage: Eukaryota; Fungi; Ascomycota; Eurotiomycetes; Verrucariales; Verrucariaceae.
AUGCAUGGACCAUGGACCGGACGACUGAAAGUAGGUCCUAGCUUGACUCCCACCUUUCCUAAAACCAACGUUUGCGACAGGACCCAGCCUUUCCAUCGUAAGGAUCGCACGGUCAUCAACUGCAAGACUUACAGAUACUCUACCUUUACCAAUAGGCGACUCGACACGAAUGAACGACCGCGAGCACACGCGGCGCAUUUGAGAAUCACAUCCUCCCACGUACCAACACCUCAGUCGCAUCGUAUCGCAUCGCAUCGCAUCAAAAAGCUUUACGCCGCACCACUCUCGUCCUCACCCAAGGCAAUGCUGCUUCCCUCUGCUCUUCCCAUCGAUACAUUUCAUCAAUCCCAUAGACCUGUGUGCAUCUCCACGCCUCCUCCAUGCAAUCCCGGUGGCUUCAGCUCUCUCUCCAGCUGCCGCGCUUUACAAGCCAUCUUGGGCAGCAGGCCAGCGUCUCCCUUGUCAUUCAUACUCUCGACUGCGCCAAAGCCAAUCAAGGAGAAGACAGCCAGUUAUGGCACAAGGAAUGAACAAUUACAGCGGCCUCCGCUUCAACCUCUCACACCAAAUAUAAAGGUCCCUACGAGAUCGGAUAUACAACCACAUGAGAUGAAGAGGCCACCAGUCUCCGAGCCGUGCAGAACCAGAAAGCGAACCCGUGCAGACUUCGAGACACCAGAUGAAAACAAUCGAAUUCCCAAUUUCAAAAGCGAGAGCAAGAGCAAGAGCGGCAAAAUAGAUUCCAAUCACUUCUCCUUCCCUCACUCCAUGUCUACGACAACCUACCCACCACCACCACCGCUAUACAGAGACCAAAACCAAGACCAAGACCGCGACACCUUCUCAACACCCAAACGCCCCCGUCGCAUCCCCCUCCUCAUGCCUCUAGGCCUCAGCGCCUCGGAUUUUGAGGGUCUCGACCCUACACCCAAAGCCCAUUCCAAACCCGGUGUGGUGGAACACAACAUCCAUCUCCCUCCCACCACAGCUGCACAAGCCGCCUUCAUAACAGAUGAUGAAUGGUCCACAGCCGACGACCGUCUCCUCGUAUCCACCGUCCUCGACAAACUCAACCUCUCACGCAAGGUAUGGAAUGAGUGCGGCAGGGAAAACAUAGCCAAGGAUGGGGAUAGUCUGGGGAAGAGAUGGAGGGUCUUGGUGAGGGAUAGGGGUUGUGAGGCGGGAUUGAGGAGGGGCAGUGGUGGACGAUGUAGGGGGGAGCUGAGGGAGGACUGGAGGGCCUGA